GUGUGCGUGUGUGUACACGCGCAGCCAGAGAGCGCGCUCCGCUGACAAACACACAGAUCGGUUUAACUCAGUUGUUGGCGCUCAGCGGUGAUUAGCCCGGUUCGACCAGAAACAUCAGCAUGUCGUCCCAGGACCAGAACCAGGACCAGAAGCAGGACCAGGACCAGGACCAGAAGCAGGACCAGAAGCAGGACCAGGACCAGGACCAGGACCAGGACCAGAAGCAGGACCAGGACCAGGACCAGGACCAGGACCAGGAUCAGGACCAGAAGCAGCAGCAGAACCAGAAGCAGAACCAGGAGCCGAGACAUGAGAAGGAUGCAGCGAAGGAGGAGGUGAAGGAGGAGGUGAAGGAGGAGAAGACCGAGGAGAAAAAUGAGAACACGGAGGAGAAGAAAGGGGAGAAAACGGCGGAAAAAACGGAGGAGAAGGAGCAGAAGAAGGAGAGCAAGAGGGAGGAGAAGAAGGAGGAGAAGAAAGGCUCCUGGAAGGAUUUCAUCUACAACCCGAGGACCGGAGAGUUCCUGGGCCGAACCGCCAGCAGCUGGGGUCUCAUCCUCCUGUUCUACCUCGUGUUCUACGGCUUUCUAGCAGGAAUGUUUUCUCUCACCAUGUGGGUGAUGUUACAGACUCUAGAUGAAAAUGUUCCCCGUCAUCAGGACCGAGUCUCUAGUCCAGGUUUAGUGGUUCGUCCUCAUGCACUGGAAAUCUCCUACAACCGCACAGACCCAACAAACUACAAUCAGUACACCCAACAGCUGCACGAACUGCUGCAGUAUUACAACGACAGCAUCCAGGAGCAGAAUGACUUGUGUCUGGUUGGUGAAUACACUGAACAGGAUCACGAGCCUGUAAAGAAAGUCUGUCAGUUUAAACGCAGUAUGUUGCGUCAGUGCUCCGGUCUGCCCGACGGCAGCUUCGGGUUCGAAGAGGGGAAACCCUGCAUCAUUAUCAAGAUGAAUCGGGUGAUUGGCCUGAAGCCAGAGGGAGAUCCCUUCAUCAACUGUACUGCCAAGAGAGAUACUCCUCUACAGAUGCAGUACUUCCCUCCUGAAGGCCGUCUGGAUAAAAUGUUUUUUCCCUACUAUGGGAAGAAGGCUCAUCCGGACUACGUCCAGCCGCUGGUGGCCGUCAAGCUGCUGCUGAGGAAAGAGGACUACAAUGUGGAGCAGACGGUGGAGUGUAAAGUUGAGGGUUCCAACCUGCGUAACAGCGACGAUCGGGACAAGUAUCUGGGUCGCGUCACUUUCCGGGUCCGAGUGUCCGAGUAACCUGAUGGACCGGUUGCCAUGGACACCACAGACUGGUUGGAAAUAAGCUCCAGUUUAGGACAUUUUUUAACACAGACUUGAUCUGAUUCUGCUCUUCUGAAUCCGGUUCUUCCUGCUUAGAUUCUGAUGAGGGAAACAAACCUGGAGCUCACUCAGUCCUGGUUCGCAGCUCGUCCACUCUAAGUGGAGGUUUACUUCAGGUUUGAACCCUUGUAGAAACUAAACAGGAAGUGUAGGGGGCGCUGUUCAGACAGGCAGAGCAGAUCAGGUCUGUGGUGGAAGCAUGUGAGCCAGCGGCAUAAUGUGUUGAUUUUAAACCUCCGUAUGUUAGUGAUGUAAUAAAAUACUUUAUGAUUCCAGCAGCACAACAAACUAAAGUUUACAUGUGAUGAUCAUUGUUGAGUUUACAUCCAGGUGGUCAGUAAUCAGAUUACUCUGCCUCUCCCCAGCAGCAUCAAAGCACAGGAACUGCCUUCUAACCUCUGAAAAAUAGAUUUCUAGGUUCAUAUUCAGCAGUAGAGGACUGAAUUUAUCAAAACUUUUGCAGAGUGUUUUUAUCCAGAUUCAAACAAAAAACAGUCCAGGUGUGGGAGUGGGACGAUGUUCUAGAAGUUUUAUUACUGACCGUAAACAUUCUGUUUUAUUUUGUCAUUGAUUGUUGUGAUUUAUGGAAAAAGAAAAAUAUAAUGUGUUGGUAAACAAUGCUCUGCUGUUUCCUGUCUCUUCUCCAGAUAGUCCAGAAAAUAUUCCUGUAAAUAAAACGAGUAUGACACUGCCCUCACCUGCAUCUGUCAGAAAAGGAAAGAAGUUCAUCUGUUUUAUCAUCUGUCAUGAAACUUUCAGUCAGAUUUAUUAGAUAUACUUUAUAAAUAGGACUUCUUCUGUGCAUUUCCAACCACUUGUACAGUUUUCUAAAUGUGAAUGUGUGUGACUGUAGUGAAUCGUGUUGUGUUGAACCAGAGGACAUCUCACUGCUGUGGAAAUGUGCUGUGAAGUCUUUGUUUCUAUCCUGAAUGAAAGAACCUCCUCUAAAACAAA
Molecule: messenger RNA, 2309 nt
Organism: Amphiprion ocellaris (clown anemonefish)
Lineage: Eukaryota; Metazoa; Chordata; Actinopteri; Pomacentridae
Product: sodium/potassium-transporting ATPase subunit beta-3-like
Exons: 7
Coding region: 120-1271 (383 amino acids)
Biological process (GO): intracellular sodium ion homeostasis; potassium ion import across plasma membrane; intracellular potassium ion homeostasis
Cellular component (GO): sodium:potassium-exchanging ATPase complex
Molecular function (GO): ATPase activator activity
Source: RefSeq, a predicted model, not a curated record